Molecule: messenger RNA, 498 nt
Organism: Aspergillus udagawae
Lineage: Eukaryota; Fungi; Ascomycota; Eurotiomycetes; Eurotiales; Aspergillaceae
Product: MARVEL domain-containing protein
Exons: 5
Coding region: 1-498 (165 amino acids)
Cellular component (GO): membrane
Source: RefSeq, a predicted model, not a curated record
AUGCCUGUCGUCUCACGUCUAAUCUCAAUUGUCCUGCGUGUCGCAGAAAUCGCCUUUGCUGCGGUCGUCGCAGGCGUCAUCGGCUACUAUCUGCAUCAGUUCUCGCAUAUUGAUGCAUGGCCACAAGCACGGUGGAUCUACACUGAAGUCGUCGCCGGCUUAUCCAUACUACUCGGUCUCAUAUGGCUGAUACCUUUCUCUUCUGGCUUCUUCUCCUGGCCAUUUGAUGUGGUCAUUUCUUUCGCUUGGUUUGCCGCUUUCGGCAUUCUUGUCGAUGCCGUCCACAAGUUGAACUGCGGCAGUAUCUGGCGCUGGCAUUUUGACACCUACAGCACCAACUCCUGUGGUCGUUGGAAGGCUGCUGAAGCAUUCAGCUUCCUCUCCGCCAUCGUGUGGCUCGCCUCCGCUCUUGUGGGCAUGUGGUUCACCUUCCGCGUGAGGGGCGCCAACGCUGAUGGCUACUAUGGCCGUCGUCGUUUUGGCCGCUCCGCUGUCUAG